Chionomys nivalis (European snow vole) is the source of this 1697-nucleotide messenger RNA. It is a transcript of the gene Lat, whose product is annotated as linker for activation of T cells. The transcript has 11 exons. The record is from RefSeq and is a predicted model, not a curated record. Lineage: Eukaryota; Metazoa; Chordata; Mammalia; Rodentia; Cricetidae. Gene Ontology annotation, cellular component: membrane. The coding region runs from base 626 to 1315 and encodes 229 amino acids. Gene Ontology annotation, biological process: signal transduction.
GAGUGAGUUGGUUCGGUGUGACUGUGACUCACUGUGGUCCCCUGGAAGUUGAUCUCCCAGAGGCAAGCCUGCAAGGUGGGGGCAGUGCUGCCCUUGCAGAGUCUCCCCUCCAGGGAUGGGGAGGCCACAGCCCGCCUGGCUGGCACAUGUCUCCCUUCCUAGCGGAGGGGCUGCCUCGUCCUGCAGCCUCGGACCCCUUCCUUCACUUAGUCCCUCUGCCUCCUCCCCCUUCCCACAACUGGGUGGGGGUGAGUGGGCAGGGGGCAGGCGCAGCCGGCUGAGGAGCCUGAUGAUUUCCUGCCUUCACCACAGCUUCCUGUCGCACGCGGGUGGUGAGGAGGAGAAGCAGGCGGGGAACAAGAAAGGGGCUGGUACAGCUGGGCAUAGGGAUCGGGCGGCUGGUAGCUGGGGCACAGGCCCCAGCUCAGGCUCUGGGACCAGCGUCUCCCAACACUGAUCUCCACUCAGUCCAGCACGGAAGGAAGCGGGGGUCAUUGACCCCCAAAGAAGCACACAGCUACCUGCCACUGGAUCCCAGGCUGGGGCUCACUCAGUCCCACACCCCUGCUGCCACUCUGCCUGGAGGGGCUGCGGUGCAGCGGGGCCUGGGCCAGGUGCUCUGCAGAUGGAAGCAGACACCCUGAGCCCCAUGGGGCUGGGCCUCCUGUUGCUGCCCUUCUUAGUCACGCUCCUGGCUGCCCUAUGUGUGCGCUGCCGUGAGCUGCCAGCUUCCUAUGACAGUGUGUCCACAGAGAGGUUGUACCCAAGCAGUAUCUUCAUCAAACCAACUCAAAUAACCAGCCCCUCAACAACUGACACUUCGUGUCCUUUUGUUGCUUCCUUCCCACCCCUGAUGCAGCCAGACCUGAGAUCCCCACAGCCCUUUGGGAGUUGCCAGCAGGAUUCAAAUGAUGUCAACAGUGUGGCGAGCUACGAGAACCAGGAGCCAACCUCUGAGAAUGAGGACGACGAGGAGGACGAGGAUGACUAUCCCAAUGAGGGCUACCUAGAGGUGCUUCCUGACAGCACCCCUGCCACCAUUCCCGUCGUCUCCUCUGCUCCUGUGCCCAGCAACCCUGGCCUCCGGGACAGCGCCUUCUCCAUGGAGUCGGGUGAAGACUACGUGAAUGUUCUUGAGAGUGAGGACAGUGCAGCAGCGUCUCUGGAUGGGAGCCGGGAAUAUGUCAAUGUGUCCCAGGAGCUACAGCCUGUGAGCGGUGCUGAGCAGGCCACUGUGACCUCCCAGGAGGUGGAAGACGAAAGAGAAGAGGAAGGAGUGGAAGGAGAGGAAGCUCCGGAUUAUGAGAACCUGUAGGAACUUCACUGAGAGCCUGGUGAGCGGGCCUUCUGGCCAGGAUCGCUUCCUGGCCACCUCCAGCUGUUAGGCACAUCUGGCUCUGGAUACCUGAGUGGUUUCAUGACUCGGUGACUCUGCCCUUGCUGUCUCCCCUGCCCUGUUGUGUUCCAGCUGCAGCCAUCUGUCCUGGAACUAGCCUUGCUGGGAGGGUGGAACUGGGCAGCUGGGAGUGGCUCUAAGGGAAUCCCAUUUGACCUCUGCCUUGUCAACAACCUGAGAAUCUCUCCUAACUUAUUGUUACUUUGGGGUCCAGUCUAUGUCCCCAGUAUUCUACACCUUUGAUGAAGCCUGAAAAUGAAUCUUGUUCCUGCCUGGCUCUGUCAUGGAAUAAAGGCCCCUA